Messenger RNA from Amphiprion ocellaris (clown anemonefish), 2580 nucleotides. It is a transcript of the gene pxylp1, whose product is annotated as 2-phosphoxylose phosphatase 1. NCBI's taxonomy places the organism in Eukaryota, Metazoa, Chordata, Actinopteri, Pomacentridae. Gene Ontology annotation, molecular function: phosphatase activity. The transcript is spliced from 6 exons. The record is from RefSeq and is a predicted model, not a curated record. Bases 147 to 1739 code for a protein of 530 amino acids. Gene Ontology annotation, biological process: dephosphorylation; glycosaminoglycan biosynthetic process; chondroitin sulfate proteoglycan biosynthetic process. Gene Ontology annotation, cellular component: Golgi apparatus.
UUGACGCCGCUCUCUGCCGCUCUGUAGACAGUCGGUCGUACCGGAGAAACCGAAGCGCUGGAUUCAAGUGUUUAACCCUGUUGUCCGUGGCUCCGACAGUCUCAGUUCCUGCAGACCACAGGGAUGGGCCGUUGUCUGGAUGGCUGAUGGAACGGGACCAAUCAAAUGACAAGAUGCUGGCUCGUAACCGCUUCCUCCUCCUGGUGGUGGUGGGUGGAGCUGCGCUGGCCAUUCUCAGUCUGAGCCUCCAGUUCUUGAACCUGAUCCCCACCACUCCCAUCGUGGAGGAGCGGCCCUUCCAGGCUGCAGAUAGAGUCGUCGCGGCGGCUCUGGGGAAGAGCAGAAAGCGAGUGUUCCCAGUGCCUCACAGUGAGGAGCCCAAUCCCAUAUCCGAGGCUUAUGGCUACUGCAACACUCCCAACCGUACCGAACAGGCCUGGGAAGGUCACAGUCCUGCUGACUACAAGCUGCUGUCUGUCCAGGUGAUGAUUCGCCAUGGUGACCGUUAUCCACUUUAUUCCAUUCCCAAAACCAAGCGACCUUCCAUUGACUGCACCCUCUCCACCAGCAGGAAGCCUUCCCACCCUCUGCUGAACUCCUUCAUCAGUCACAUGGGCCAAGGGAGUCGUGGCCACUGGGAGUCACCACUGAGCUCUGUUCCCCGUCUGCCCAACCACAGUGCCUGUGAGAUGGGAGAACUCACACAGACAGGUGUCGUGCAGCACCUUCGCAAUGGGCAGCUCCUUCACCAUGCCUACAAACGCCACAAUCUCCUUCCUUCUGAUUGGUCACCCCGCCAGCUUUGGGUGGAGACCACAGGUAAGAGCCGCACUCUUCAGAGCGGACUGGCCUUCCUCUACGGCUUCAUCCCAGACUUUGAUUGGACAAGACUAACCGUACGUCACCAGUGGAGCACGCUGUUCUGUGGCUCAGCCUGUGACUGCCCUGCCAGGAACAGGUACCUGGAGGAGGAGCAGAGGAGGCAGUAUCGGUUCAGAGUGACCGAUACCGAGCUAGAGAAGACGUACGUCGAUAUGGCACGCACUUUGGGUGUUCUCACCCGCCAGCUCCGAGCUGCAAACCCUAUAGACUCCCUGUUGUGCCACCUGUGCCAUGACCUUUCAUUCCCAUGUGUUCCCAUGGGAGACACUGGCUCCGGUGGAUGUCUGACUAUGGCACAGUUUGCUGUAAUUCGUCGGCAGCAGCUGGAUGACGAGGUGGACAGGAGACGGAUGGGGCUGUAUCGUAAGUACGCCAUCCUGGCCAUGUACCCCUACCUCAAUCGAACUGCCACCAAGAUGGAGCGGGUUGCUAAGGCCAGCGAGGCUGGUCGACAACCUCGAGCAGGGGGCGAGGAGGUCUUCACCCUCGCUUCAGCCCACGACGUCACCGUGGCCCCAUUGCUGAGCGCACUGGGACUGGAGGAGGCCAGGUUCCCACGGUUUGCAGCAAGAAUAGUCUUUGAAUUGUGGAAGAGCCCACCAGUGACACAAGGGCAGGCAAAAAAGAAAGCUGGAAAAGGUGAGAAGUCCAAGACAAAAGACGGGGAACUGUUCAUCAGAGUGCUUUACAACGGUGAGGAUGUAACAUUUCACACCACCUUCUGUCGAUCCCACGACCGCCACACCAGCCAGCCACUCUGCCCUCUGAAAAACUUCCUGUCUUUUGUUAGAAAAGACAUGUUCAGCGUUGUCAAUGCUACCUCCUACAAGGAGGCCUGCUACAGGCGCCCUGGUUGACAGAUGGACAGAUGGAGAGGAGGGUGAUUGGGUAAGGACGCAGAGUUGGCAGAUGGUUGUACUCCCUUUGUUUUCUGGUUGUUUUCCACUUUUGAAGAGGGUGCAUUUUUAUGCUGCUCAUAGUCUUACAGUUCCUCAUAUUUUAAAAAUAGUACUUGACAUUCCUGAGCACAAAGUGAGCAGCAAACACAUGUAAUACUGUACAUAACAUCUUGAUCAGAGCUGUUCUGUUUUUAACCUUCCCACAAACCUCUUCUUUUAAUUUUUGGAGUAUUGUAUCUUUUCUUGCGUAUAUCUGUAAUACAUAUGUACUUCAUGGGAAGUUGUACGGCACUUCGCCACUUUAUUACUACAUUCCAUUAUACCAUGGAAUUGUAAAACUUCAUUAUUUUUGAAUGCCUCCAAGAAAGGGGAAUGUUGAAGCUUGAAAUAACAUGCUGGAUUAUUCAUUCCUGGGAAAUAUUUUGAGUAUAAUACAUUUUUUCAAUGAAAAUACACAUUGGGCUGGUUUGGGCCACAAUACUCAAUAUGACUAAGUCAUUAGUCACUUAGUAUUUCUUUGAAGUUUAAAUGGUAAUGAUUACAGUAGCCUACCUUUUUAACGGUAAGGAUUUGACACAUUGAUAUGGAUCUUUUUAUUCUUUGCUGUAUUAAAAUUGACUGUGGUACUUUGAAAGUGACACUUGUUUUCUUUUCCACUUACAUUCAUUUACAUCUACAGUACAUCUGUAUUUAUAGUAUUCCUGCCAUUAUAUUCCACUUUGUUUUUGCUACUGAUUUUAAUAAAGGUAUUUAUACUGUAAUGCACACAUGCAAUAAAAUAAAUGCUUAGAUGUUUUCA